Messenger RNA from Malaya genurostris, 5116 nucleotides. RefSeq lists its product as uncharacterized. Bases 418 to 2439 code for a protein of 673 amino acids. The record is from RefSeq and is a predicted model, not a curated record. Gene Ontology annotation, biological process: positive regulation of transcription by RNA polymerase II. Gene Ontology annotation, cellular component: nucleus. The transcript is spliced from 7 exons. Gene Ontology annotation, molecular function: transcription cis-regulatory region binding; protein binding. NCBI's taxonomy places the organism in Eukaryota, Metazoa, Arthropoda, Insecta, Diptera, Culicidae.
CAGCAUCGCUGUCAAAAUAUUCCCCGUCAGUUUCAAUCCAAAAUAAAAGUCUUCAAUGAACGCCAAAAUUGAGAAGUCCGCAGUAAAUCGCUUUAUUAUUGACUACUUGAGUUGUUUUGUUUCGCGAAUUCCAUCUUGGCCACCGGUGAAAGUAGCAACCGAGUCAGCAGCCGCAGCAGCACCGCAACCGACAACGAAAACGAAGAUCAACAGGCGAAGGCGGAAAUCGUCAACGGCAGCAGAGGAAACGAAGGAGGAGAACGAGGAGGAGAAGGCGGAGGAGGAGGAAGGUGAGCAUCAGCAGCAACAGAGUCGGGACGGGAUCGACGCGAUCUACCUUGAAGGGACGCCGCAACAUCAGCAGCGAGAAACUGAACUUCUUCGACCGCAGCGGAGGCAGUGCGGAGAAGAGGAAAGAUGUUUGCCGAGAAGCUGCUCGCCAGCGUCGUCAAAGCGGAUGUGAUAGCGAACAGCAGCGACGCGGAGGAAAUGCUGGAUAUGAAGUUCGUUCCAGUUGGGAUGAUGAACGGUUCCGUAAGCAUCCAAAAGCCUCAAACAGUCAUCACCGAUCUAGGGAAAGCACUGCUACAAGCAGCCAAGACCGGUAACACGGAAAAGGUUCACGAACUGAUGAGCCGAGGUGCACCGUUCACGGCCGAUUGGCUGGGAACCUCUCCACUGCACCUGGCAGCACGAUACAAUCACGUGGACACCUGUAAGGUUCUACUGCGGGCUGGCAUCAGUAAGGAUAGCAAAACGAAGGUGGACCGAACACCGUUGCACUUUGCUGUGUACCAGGGCAAUAUAGAAAUAGUGGAGUUACUGCUGAACAGCAAGUGUGAAGUUGACGCAAAAGAUAUGCUUAAAAUGUCUGCCCUGCACUGGGCCGUAGAAAAACGACAUGACGAAAUCGUCGAAAUGUUGCUACAGCAUGGAGCCGAUCCCAAUGCGAUGUCCAAAUUUGGUAAAUCGCCCAUCAGUAUUGCCACCGAAGCGGGACAGGUGGAAUUGGUUAGGAUAUUAUUGCUAGCGAAUCAGAUGCGUGCCGCUAGUAGGGAACAGGUACAGGAAGCUACCGACAACCUGAUGUAUGAACUUCAACAGCAUAAAGAACGUAGCGUCAAUCAGCCAGACGACAGUGAAGACAACAUUACAAUGGACCUGAGCAAUGAUGAAAGUGUAUCAAACAUGUCAUCCUCCCAGAAGGGUGGAGUGGAACAUCAUGACACCAAUACCAACGACACCGACAAUCUCAUCGAGAAAGAAGAUAGCCUUAGUGAUGCAAUAAUCAACCUGGAACAGAACACAGAACAGGAUCCCAAAAAUCUUGACAGCAAUACACUUCAGAUGCUGAAGGAACACGGAAUAGCGAUGAUUCCAUCGGAUGACUCGGGAAGCAGUUUGAUCACAUCGGCUAUUCAAAGUGGGCGAAAGAUUGUGCUAUCGGAGGCGGGCAAGUUUGCGCUGAAUGAAACUAGAGUGCAAGCACCGGUAAACUCGACAUCCGUGCCGACUACUAAGAAAACAAUCAAAAUUAUCAAAAAGACAACGACGCCCUAUGGUGUUUCGGGACAGCAUCAUCAGUACCAUGGCCAUCAAAGACAAACCGUCGGUCACGGGCAUGCGGCAGGCGGCGGAACUAUCAAAACUAACAAAGUGAUUAAGAUACUGUCCGCGGAAGAAUUUAAACAGAUUUGCGGUGGAGAGGUUGGUGGUCUGAAAAAGCUGCCCUCAGGGGAGUACAGGAAAUCAGUGCAUUCUACAGCCACGAUGAGAGUACCACAUGCAAUGCAUCGACAAGCGGGAAACCUUUCGUCGUAUGGUUCGAAAACAAUAAAAAAAAUUGUCAUGGCCAAGAACAGACUGUCAACUGGUGGCAGCGGGUCUUUCUCCACCGAGAAUGCCAUCUCGAAGUUUAGCUCGGCUAAUAAUAUUGGUAGCAGCAAUUGCAACAAUAGCAAUAACAACAACAGACACAUAAUCACUUCGGCCGACGGCGUAAAACGGCUGCGAACAGCAACCGGUAUGGAGAUAAUCUCAAAGCUUCCCACUAAAAUACCCCAGGAUACGGUGGUAUCGGUGGAAGGAGCGGUCGCCACCAGUGGUGUGGUGGCCUCCAGACAGACCAGUGGCAUUGUUCCGAUUUCAACGGUAAGUGGUGGCCAUCAACGGCAGCAGCAGCCGCAGACGCAGGUGGUAAGUAACAUUGUUUCGAAUUCCGCACUAAGCGGUAGCAGUGGUUCCUCAAUGAGCUUAAGUGAACUGGAACGGCAUUUUCUCGAGUUGAAAAAGCAAACCGACGACCUGCGAAAACAGUUCGAACUGUCCCAGAAUCAGAACGAGGAGUACCGAGCUCGAGUGGAAAAGCUCGAGAAAGAGGUGAAGACAUUGAAGCAGAGUAGUAGUAACAAUGCCAACAAUUUUAUAGAGAUAAUUUAACAGUAAAGUGAACAGGUUUAGAGAUUAUUUAUUAAUUAGCGCGUCAUUCUUCGAUAGUUUACAGUGCGCCAGUUAAGUGUAUUGGUUAUAUAUUUUACGUUGUCGAUUAAGGUAUACUCCUAGGUUGCUCUUGAGAAGAAAAUAUACACCGAUAUUACCCAAGCGCGGUCCUGUUUGUGACUGCGCAGAGACAGAAAAAAAUAUUUAAUAUCAUCCUAAUUCCACUAAUAAGCAACUGAUGGGUUGCCAUAGUUAGUUAUGUCAGUUUGCGAUUUUUUGUUUCAACUGGUGAAACUAGGAUCUAGAAAAUUUGGCUACUGAACAGUUUGGGUUUUGUUUUGUCUGGUAAAAUAAGUUGUGACCUUUCAAAAGGAAUGCGAAUACCAUCCAAGAACAUUUAUAAUGCUGGAAUCUUUUUUAAUGUCUUCCAAAACAUUUGUAAAUCAUACAUCAGUGGCAACCCCAUAUUUAACUCCUCGGUCCAUUGACUGAUUAAUGUUAUUCGCGAAUGGUGAUACAGUGAAGUCUUUUUUAUCUUUUACAUAAAUUUCUUGUGCAAAUUUUCAAAGUUGUACGGGUUUUAAGGCAAAUUUUCAAAGUUAUGCGAAGUUGUUUUGUUCGAAUUUUUUUAAAUUUAGUUCAUACAAUUGGCUUGAAGUCGAAAUUUUUGGUUCUUUGAUUCGAUUUCUCUGUGUUUAAGCAGUGUUGAUCAGGGCUUAAAAUUGUCACGGAUUCUCAAUGAAAGAAACCAUUCCAGCAGUCUCAUUUUCAAUGUUUUACUGUCUCAUUCGUAAAUGACCGACACCAGAACAAACGAAGAGACACGAAGCAUUUUCGUUUCUCAUCGUAAAAAUGAGAGAGCAUAAUUGCCAACGUCACUCUUUCCUCUGUAACAAGACGAAACCAAACUAACGUCUUCAGGUAGCAACGGCAGAAUUUCAAUUUUCAUUCUUUCAUCGAUGUAUUGAAAAUAUGUGACGCUUGGCUAUAAAAAGUGACUAAAAUAUGGCAAAUCAAAUUAAUUACAUCCCAGAACUUCUUUGGAAACCAAAACUACUACAAAUUCGAGCACCAACAGUUAAAACUUAUUGUGAAACCUUUUUCUGUCGUUUUCAAUUCUCACAGCUUUGGUUGAAUAUCGACACUGCAUACUAUGGGAUUUUCACUGAAAACUGCAAAUGACUGAAAGGACAAAUGAAAGAAAAAACACAAUUUUGAAACUACUGUCCAGCUUAUGUGAUUGACUGGACAUGGAUUUCGUUCUCAUAGUUUGCAAACGAAGCUGAGAGUGACAGUAAUUUCUUGUCAUUUUCGUCUUUUUUUCAGUCAUUGAAAAUGACUUUUAUUAGCUCUGGUGGUGAUACGGUUGUUCAUGCGGUAGUACCAACAUAAGCAAAAUGAUUCGUAAUAAUUUAAUCAAACUUAUCUUAUUCGAAGGAAAGUCAAAUUAACGGUUGUAUAGAGAACACCAAGCUAGAAUUCAACGAAAUUCAAAAGGGUUUUGAUUACACGUUUACGUUUCGAACUUAAUAUGAAAAAUUCAUUGACUUUUGACACCUCUAUUCCGGAUUCCCAAUUGGAUGAUUUCCAGUAUCUGAUAUUCAUUUUCAUUAUCAUAUGCGGUUCAUUUCAAAACAAUAUGAACGUAACACAUCUCUCAAAAAGUCGUGUGACUAACUAAGAAAAACAUUUGUUUUGCAAAAAGUCAAUUUUAUUCAUCAAUACAAUCUCCUUCAAGAGCAAUACAAUCAUUCCAACGCUCCUCAUAGCGUGCUUGUAGAAAGAUUUGGCUUUUUCCUCUGAAUAGGCUUCAAAUUCAGCAGUUGCUUCUUCAUUUAAGUUGAAUUUCUUUCCGGCGAGCAUUUUAUUUUAGAUCAGUGAAUAACCAGUAAUCAUUGGGAGACAGAUCUGGACUAUACGGUGGAUGAGGAAACAAUUCGAAGUAUAAUUCGUUCUUUUUAACCAUCGUUAAUUUGUUUAAGUCAUGUUGAGACGUAGAGCCGCCUGAGCUAGUUUUGAAUUUGAUCGAGGAAAAACAUCAUACAGCUACCGCAGGGACGGGACUGGAACCCGUAGCUAGCUUUUAUCUAAGGAAAUAGUUUUGCCAUUUGAACUACCCUGCAUGUGAAACACAUGACGAAAAAACCUAAUCGACGGAAGAGCGUUGCCAUCGACUUGUGAAUCGGUGUCUUGGUGAAAAAGUGGUUUUUUCUUCGACAUUUAAAGUCGAUUUUCUUUGCUUUUUGCACUCCAACAAUCUAACAACGCUAUGGCUAUGGAUAGUUGAGGAAGAUUAUACCAUGUGCAUCCCAAAAUACUAAAACCAUAACCUUCCCAGUUGAUUGUAGUGCUUUUGGACGCUUCGGAUGGGAUUCAAGGGCUGCAGACAACUUAGACGAUAAUCAUUUUUAUUCGGGUUUGAAGUGAUGGAUCCAUGUUUCAUCCAUUGUUACAUAUCGACGCGAGAAAUUAUUGUUUGUAAACAUGACCAAACACUGUUCUAAAUUAUCUACACGUUGUUGUAUUUGAUCGUCUGUGAGUAAACGUGGCACCUUGAUAAAGGCUUUUUCGUGAUCAAAUGUUCCAAACAAACUGUUUUCUGACAUCUUUACGGCCUCAGUUAUCUCACGCAAUUUCAAUUUACGAUUAGAUAUAACAUAUCGUGAAUAAACUAACA